Molecule: messenger RNA, 600 nt
Organism: Alternaria infectoria
Lineage: Eukaryota; Fungi; Ascomycota; Dothideomycetes; Pleosporales; Pleosporaceae
Exons: 2
Coding region: 1-600 (199 amino acids)
Source: RefSeq, a predicted model, not a curated record
AUGUCUUCACCUCCUGCAUUUGGGGAAACCUGCGACGAACGCUUCGAUCGAAAUCUUCCGGAUGAUCUUUCUGCGGCUAGCAAGGCUGGCCCCAGCGCCGUUCGCUAUAAUUAUGGCGUCAUCGCAAAGCACGUCUGGUACAACGGCAACCUAUACCCCUACACCUUCGUGGGUAGCCGCACGCUAGUGGAGGACGCCCAGGCAGUGCUCAACGGUGAAGCCAGCUACCUAUUGGAUAACGAUGGAAUCCUUGGCGAUGUCGACCAGGAUUACGUCAACGCCAUAGCCCCACAGAUGAACAUGCUCGUCGCUUUGCAAGCCAACGGCCCAGACACAGCGCCGCUUGGAGGCCCACCCCAGCUUCAGCCUCCUGUUCCUGUCGCACUCAUCAACCCGACAUUCAACAACCAAGUUCAGCAUGCCGCCGUUACGAUUCCGCAGUGUCCCUACGGAUGCGCCGGUACCUUCGGCCGUCCUGGAGAGUAUAACCGCCACAUGAAGAAGCAUAACGGCCCCUUCUUCCCUUGCACGCAGCCUUCGUGUGGCAUGAUAUUUUAUCGCCGGGAUAAGCUGCGCGAUCAUCUUGCCAGAGGUCAUUAG